This is a messenger RNA of Lactuca virosa, 1419 nucleotides long. The record is from the annotation of a GenBank genome assembly. Lineage: Eukaryota; Viridiplantae; Streptophyta; Magnoliopsida; Asterales; Asteraceae.
AACGUUUCCUCUUUUUUCUCAAACAGGAAUCCAACUAAUGAGGACUCAAGUCUAGAGAGAGAGAGAGAGAGAGAUCACUGCGAAACGGAAAGAGAGGGAGAUAGACGGCAUUAAUGGCGGAAGGUCAGAAACCGCGAAAACACAGCGACGAGAGCGUGAAGUUGUUCGUUGGCCAAGUUCCGAAGCAUAUGACGGAGGCACAGCUUGCUGCAAUGUUCGAAGAAUUUGCUCUUGUCGACGAAGUCAACAUCAUCAAAGACAAGGCUACGCGAGCUUCUCGAGGUUGUUGUUUCGUUAUAUGUCCAUCUAGGGAGGAAGCAGACAAGGCCGUGGAUGCGUGUCACAAUAAAAGAACUCUCCCUGGGGCAUCUUGUCCAUUGCAAGUCAAGUAUGCAGAUGGCGAGUUGGAAAGGCUAGAACACAAAAUCUUCAUUGGUAUGCUUCCAAAGAAUGUUUCCGAGGGAGAAGUUUCAGCAUUGUUUUCUCAAUAUGGAAGCCUAAAAGACUUGCAAAUUUUACGAGGAUCUCAACAAACAAGCAAAGGUUGUGCUUUUGUGAAAUACGAGACAAAAGAACAAGCAGUUGCAGCUAUAGAGGACCUUAAUGGCAAGCACAAGAUGGAGGGUUCAACUGUCCCUUUGGUGGUGAAAUGGGCAGACACGGAAAAAGAAAGAUUAGCUCGAAAGGCUCAAAAAGCACAAUCACUAGCUUCUAAUAUGGCAAACGCGGACCCCACACAGCAUCCAUCUUUAUUUGGAGCUCUACCCAUGGGUUACAUGUCACCAUAUAACGGUUAUGGAUAUCAGGUUCAGGCUGCUGGAAGUUAUGGGGUUAUGCAGUAUAGGCUUCCACCAGGGCAAAAUCAGCGAGGUGGGGGUGGGACCCCAAGAAAUUAUGCAGUGUCGCCAGCUGGGUAUGUGGGGUCCGUUUAUCAUCCGCCAGCUCAAUAUCCUGUGGCUUACCCUCCUCAGCAGGGUCAGGGGAUUAUGAGCAGUGGCCCACCUAGUCCUGUCCCACCACCUUCAAGUGUCAGCCCUCCUGGUGAUCAGGGAUUUGGAAGAGUCUUGAGUGCUAAAGUUUUUGUAGACAAAGCAACUGGUGUUAGCAAAUGUUUCGGGUUUGUGAGUUAUGAGUCGCCAUCUGCUGCACAAUCUGCAAUUAGUGUGAUGAAUGGGUACCAGUUAGGUGGUAAAAAAUUGAAGGUUCAACUGAAAAGAGACAACAAGCUAAACAAACCUCAAUGAUUUGAUGUAAUACUUAGUUAAAUUAUGUGUCAUUGUAAUCUGUAAUUGUGCAACGUAACGUUGGAACUCGUAUAGUCAUUAACUUUCAAUUUAUUGAUUCUUCCCUCAACACCAUCAUCACUCACUCAUAUACUGUAUCUAGUCUCUUUAUUUCAGAAAUAUACUUUCAAUCUCC